AUGCAUACUGUGAUAGAUGAUCAGAUGAAAAACUACAUAAUUAAAAAUCAUGGCUUCAUGUUCUAUUAUGCUGUUCGUGAAGAUUUCAUCGAUCCUCAAACGCGAAUUGAAAUUGUAAUUCGUACUUUUAAUGAUGGUUUUAUGGGCGCAAAAAUUUCAGACGCCGCAUGGAUACAUCAAAAUUCUACUGAACAUAUGGUAGAAGAAAUUCGAAAUCGAGUUGGUAACAAUCUAACUUAUUUGACAUUCGAUAUUGAUUGUCUUGAUCCAGUAUUUUCUUCUGUAACGGGUACUCUUGUAUGUAGAGGUCUUACUAUGGCACAGAUAAUUGCUAUUCUUCGCCGUUUACGAUCAAUCAAUUAUGUAGGAAUGGAUAUUGUUGAAGUAUCUCCACCGUAUGCAUACGAUUAA
This is a messenger RNA of Rotaria socialis, 411 nucleotides long. Lineage: Eukaryota; Metazoa; Rotifera; Eurotatoria; Philodinida; Philodinidae. The record is from the annotation of a GenBank genome assembly.